CUUUGGUUUUCAGCUAGCUGUUUCCAGUCCUAAGCUAAGCUAACCUGCAGCUAGCCAUUGCCUUAUAUUUAAAUGGACAGGAAUGAAAGUAUUGAUCCCAUAAGUAGGCUAUUUCUGACAUUUUCAACGCUUCACCUUUACUUGUAAUGGCUAUUCAUUUAUAUUGCAGCACCCUUCCCUUUACCCCUCCACUGCAAGGGGUUUAAUUUGAAAACAACAACCGGAAGUGUGAUGUUUGUUUCCCCCCUCGUAUUGACAGUGGUGCUUGGAGCCGAGAGGGUCAAGGGGAGGAGAGGAAAGGGAGUGGAGCGAGAAGACGACUGGAGGAGAGCCACCACAGGGUGACCAAUUUAACCGGACCAUCCUUGGACAGCUGUGCUACAAAUGGUGCUCCAGCCUGGCCGCUCCGACCGACAACCGCACCGAAUCGUAUUGUCUGCUGCUGUCCUGUCGGGGGACAGAAACAGAAGAUGAUCACGACGCAGCAGAAGUCUGGCAGCAGAGACUGGUCUUCUCAUUAACCUUGGUCUCUGAUCACUGUCUGAAACAUCUGGAGCUUUGUCGAGCAGCUUGUGCGCCUUUUGACCCCAUCCAGUCCUGCGGCCCUGCUGUGUGGCCCCUACAAACCCCUCCUCACUUCUUCAAAAUUUUGUCCACAGGGAUAAAUGAGUGAACCGGCUGCUAGGGAAAGGGCUGGGACAUGUACCAGAACCCCAACAGAAUGUCCUGGUUCAGUGGUUUCCUAGUCGCCAGAGUGGACGACCGCAAGACUGCGUGGGGUGAGCGCAAUGGCAAGAAGUCCAAACGGAAGGGAGGCUCAUCUCUCUGCAACCCGCGUUACAUGAGCUGUCUGCGGGACCCAGAUGCUAUGGAGCCUCCUUCUGGAGCCCCCCUCCAUCAGCACCACCGCGGAGGGGUGACAGGGGCCAUGGGAGGCGGGGGCAACUUCGGUGUCCGUUGCGGAUGGCAGGAGGACCACUACGGCAAAAGGGGAGGGGCUCCCGGGGAAGGGGUGGGACUGAAAUCGGUCGACUUGGGCUUUGAGGACGGGGAGUUGAAAGGGAGGAAAGGCGGAUGUAACGGAGGAAGCGGGGACAUGGGGGAUGAUGGUCCCAACGGCGCAGCAGGGGUGGUGACGGCUGCGGACUGCUGGCUCAGGGUGGUGCGGGUGUUCCAGUCAAAAAAAUUCCAGUCCCGCAAACUGGAGCGCCUAUACCAGCGUUACUUCUUUAGGCUGAACCAGAGCUCCUUGACCAUGCUCAUGGGGGUCCUUGUGAUCGUGUGCGGCAUCAUGCUGACCUUCCACUGUGUCCACGCCGCCCCUCAUGUGGCCUAUUCGUCAGUCCUGUCGGUGGCAAUGGCGCUCUUCAUGGCUCUUAUGGUAGUGUGCAACCGCAACGGCUUCCACCAGGACUACAUGUGGAUGGUCAGUUACCUGGUGAUCGGAGUCUUGGUGUCAGUACAGGUGUUUGGGGUGCUCAUGGUGGCACCCAGGAGCGCUUCAGAAGGCAUCUGGUGGUCUGUGUUCUUCAUCUACAUCAUCUACACUCUGCUGCCUGUGAGAAUGAGAGCGGCGGUGCUGAGCGGGGCAGUGUUGUCCAUCAUACACGUAGUCACCACCUGGCAGAUCAACCAGGAAGACAAGUUCCUCUGGAAACAGGUGAGCGCUAAUGUCCUGAUCUUCCUGUGCACUAACAUCAUUGGAAUCUGUACCCACUACCCUGCUGAGGUUUCCCAGAGACAAGCCUUCCAGGAAACCAGAGGAUACAUCCAGGCCAGACUACAUCUGCAGAGGGAGAAUCAACAACAGGAGCGUCUGUUGCUUUCAGUGUUGCCAAGGCAUGUUGCCAUGGAGAUGAAGGCUGACAUCAAUGCUAAGAAGGAAGACAUGAUGUUUCACAAGAUCUAUAUCCAGAAACACGACAACGUCAGUAUUCUGUUUGCGGACAUCGAGGGUUUUACCAGCCUGGCCUCUCAGUGCACGGCUCAGGAGCUGGUCAUGACACUCAAUGAGCUCUUUGCCCGUUUCGACAAGUUGGCAUCGGAGAACCACUGUCUACGUAUUAAAAUUUUGGGUGACUGUUAUUAUUGUGUGUCCGGGCUGCCUGAACCCCGGGCUGACCACGCCCACUGCUGUGUGGAAAUGGGUGUUGACAUGAUAGAGGCCAUCUCGCUGGUACGGGAGGUGACGGGGGUCAAUGUUAACAUGCGCGUUGGCAUUCACAGUGGGCGUGUGCACUGUGGCGUGCUGGGACUUAGGAAGUGGCAGUUUGAUGUGUGGUCAAAUGAUGUCACGCUGGCAAAUCACAUGGAGGCGGGAGGCAAAGCAGGGCGGAUCCACAUCACUAAAGCCACCUUGCAGUAUCUUAAUGGAGACUACGAGGUAGAGCCAGGAUUUGGAGGUGAAAGGAAUGCGUAUCUGAAGGAGAACAGCAUCGAGACUUUCCUGGUCCUUGGCUGCAGCCAGAAACGGAAGGAGGAGAAGGCGAUGAUGGCUAAGAUGCAGCGGACGAGAGCCAACUCUAAUGAGGGGCUGAUGCCACGCUGGGUCCCCGACAGAACCUUCUCCAGGACCAAAGACUCCAAAGUCUUCAGACAAAUGGGGAUUGAUGAAACCUCCAGUAAAGACAACCGCUGUGUUCAGGAGGCCAUGAACCCCGAGGAUGAGGUGGAUGAAUUCCUGGGGCGAGCCAUUGACGCUCGCAGCAUUGACCAACUCAGGAAGGACCACGUUAAAAAGUUCCUGCUCACCUUCCAGACUUCUAGCCUGGAGAAAAAGUAUUCCAAGAAGGUGGACGAUCGUUUUGGAGGCUAUGUUGCCUGUACUCUGCUGGUAUUCUGCUUCAUAUCCUUCAUACAGAUUGUCAUCUUUCCACACACCCCGGUCAUGCUGGGAAUCUACAUCAGUAUCUUCGUCAUACUUGCCAACAUCCUUUUCAUCUGUGCCAUAUAUUCAUGCAUCAAGCUGUUUCCUGCUGCAAUGCAGACUGUUUCAAAGAAGAUUGUCCAGUCACGCACUAACAGCACUCUGGUUGGAGUGUUUACCAUUAUCCUCGUCUUCAUCUCUGCCUUUGUCAAUAUGUUUGCCUGUGACACCAAGAGUUUGGUAGAAUGCGUUGCUGAGAAGCUGAACACCUCCGCAGCCCUGGUGACGCCCUGUCUGAUACGCAGCUUGAAUGUGUCUGUUGAGGGGGGUCUAGAGAUCUGUCCAAGCCAAGGCCCCUCCUGCCCAUUUCCUGAGUAUUUCAGCUACAGUGUGCUGCUGACCCUGCUGGCCUGCUCAGUGUUCCUGCAGAUCAGCAGCAUAGGGAAGCUGGCCCUCAUGCUGCUCAUCCAGCUCACUUUCCUGCUGCUGGUGGAGUGGCCACAAGUAGUACUAUUCGACAACGCAGACCUCUUUGUCACCUCCAAUGCCAUUGAUUUAAAUGAAACUAGUGCUCAAUGGUCCAGUUUCAAUGAAACUACAAACCAGUGUCCAUUUGUUGUGACCAAAGUGUCCCUGAAGGUCAUGACUCCAGUGAUCCUCACAGUCUUUGUCCUGGCACUGUACCUGCACGCCCAGCAGGUUGAAUCUACUGCACGCCUCGACUUCCUGUGGAAAUUACAGGCCACAGAGGAGAAGGAGGAGAUGGAGGAAUUGCAAGCCUACAAUCGUCGCCUCCUCCAUAAUAUUCUGCCUAAGGACGUAGCUGCUCACUUCUUGGCGCGUGAGCGGCGUAACGAUGAGCUGUACUACCAGUCCUGCGAGUGUGUGGCUGUCAUGUUUGCCUCAAUCAGCAAUUUCUCUGAAUUCUAUGUGGAGCUAGAGGCCAACAACGAGGGAGUGGAGUGUCUCCGGCUGCUCAACGAGAUCAUUGCAGACUUUGAUGAGAUCAUCAGUGAAGAGAAGUUCAGGCAGCUAGAGAAGAUCAAGACCAUUGGAUCCACUUACAUGGCGGCCUCCGGUCUCAACGACUCCACCUACGACAAGGAGGGCCGUUCCCAUAUUACUGCACUGGCCGACUAUGCCAUGAGACUGAGGGAGCAGAUGAAAUACAUCAAUGAGCAUUCCUUCAACAACUUCCAGAUGAAGAUAGGUCUGAACAUUGGACCAGUGGUAGCGGGGGUCAUUGGUGCGCGAAAGCCUCAAUAUGAUAUUUGGGGAAACACAGUCAAUGUGGCAAGUCGUAUGGACAGCACAGGUGUACCUGACCGCAUACAGGUGACUACAGACCUCCACCCGGUGCUUGCAAGCAAAGGGUACGUGCUGGAGUGUCGUGGGGUGGUUAAGGUCAAAGGUAAAGGCGAAAUGACAACCUACUUCCUGAAUGAUGGACCGCCCAACAGUUAGCAGCCAUGGCAGCAGCAGAUGCUGGGAUGAUCCCCACUGCAAGGACACAGCACCACUGAGCAAGGACUCACUUGAAUCCCAAGCAGAGAGGAAAAAAAACUUUUAAGACUUCAAAAGGAAAGUGUUCUUGAUGAGAGGAUAAUGUUGUCGUUUGACAGCCAUUUUGGCCCACAUACAUGUUGAAGGACAAGUGUUUUUCUCAUGUCUAGCCUCUCUCUCAGGCUUCUUGAAAGAUGCAAAGUCUGUUUAUUUAAAACAACGCCUUUUAGCCUGUGUCAAAAGAAGAUUAACGCUGUACAUAAGGCUACUUUUUAUUUUACUUUGUGUUUUGUUUUGUUUUUUUCUUUCCGGUAAUUUUUAUUUCACAUGAAUUAUGAACAGGUACUCAUGUUUUGUUUCUGGAUUAAUUAUUUAUUUUUUAUCUAAAUUUUUUGUGCAAAAGGUCCUUUAUGAAAAUGUGUGAAUACAUACGUGCACAAAUAUCCAGUUUAUUACACGUUCAUAAGUGUGUAUGUACAUGCAUAUUUGUGUGUGUAUGAAUAUAUGUAUAAAAUGAGGAGGAAUAUAUUGACCAAAGACUAAAGUAUUUACUAAAAGCAAGGCAAGACAUGUUUGAUAUCACCACUUGUGUUUUUAGGCAGAAGGCCUGAACGUUCUGUCUUUUUGCCCAACUGCUGGCAGCAAAGGCUGCUCAUUGCUUUCAUAAAAUAUGUACAAUUAAUUUAUUUUGUCUGUCAGUCAGGCAGCAAAGAGCUGAUCACUUUAACUCUAAAUUAUGAUAUUGCCCUCAAUCUCUAAACAAAAUUACUAAAGACGACUAAGGAUGUUAUAAGAAGAUGAUAUAUGAAAUCUAUAUUUUAUAUCUCCACUCUCUGAGGAAUAGAAGUAGCUUCAGCGGGGAUCAUCCUCACUUCAUGUCACAUUGGUUCCUUAGAGCUUGAGCUGGUUUCGGCCGUAACAGUAUAUUGUCAUCGGCUGCUCCUUCCCUUUCAGAGAAGUAUUUUUGGUGCAAAUGGAAAUAAACGAAACUUGGAUCAGCUAGUUGUUCCAGAGCCAUCAGGGAGGAAAACCUUGGAUUUCAGCGCAGUGGUACCACACAGCCUGAUUCUUCUGUGAAGAAGAAAUAGAUGAAGGAAAGAAAUACAUAUUGAUUUUGACUGAAUACUGUGCUUUGUAAUCCUGAAGGGGCAUAACUAUUUUCACUGUGAGGUUUUUAUGAUACAACAAAACUGCUUUCUUGCCAAACAUAACCGCUUUGAAGCAUGUCUGAUUGUGGUAUGUUGUUUUCAUUUUUGUUUGUUUUACCGUAGGGUAUUUUGUAUCACUUCUGUAUCCAUCAUUUAUAUAUUCUUAAUGUUGUUUAAUUAUUAUUAUUAUGAUGAUUCUGAUUAAUUAUUAUGCUUAUUAUGAUGAUUCCAUUCCAAUGAAAAAGGAUCAAAGACCAGCACGCUUUCUUGUAAAAUGCCAGUUGUAAAGCUCAAGCUCACUGGUACCAACUGAUCAACUGCAGCCAAUGAAUUCUGCUGUUCAAUCCUAAUGUACAAUACAGUAUUUCAACUGGCAAUAGGUGUGAUCAUGUAUAGCAAGUAAUAACCGUUAGCUGCCUUUGCAGCAGAACCUGAGUGGUGUAUGCUCACAUAAGCAUAGGAGUAAACACACACACAUAUACAGAUGAUUCACUGUGCUUUUUAUUUUAUUUAUGCCACUACUGCAGUAUUGUAAAUCUCAGUCAGGCUUUAUGGUGACCACUCCCUUCCACACAUUAACUUCUCAGUACUAACAAAUUACAUCCCUGGUAUUUACACUAUGUAAGGAGUACAAGGCAGAAUUAGUAGACCUACAAAUAACCCCCCCCCCCCCCCCCGCCCUGCUCAGUCUUUCAAUGAAAAGUGGAAGUAUUAAUAACUGAGUUUGAUUGCCUUAAGUUAAUACAAAACAAAUUAUUGACGAACACAGGAACCGUGCCUGCUUGCCCUAUCUGGACUGCUGAUGUUUGGACCGAGAGAAAGGGAUAAGGGCUUGUCGUGAAUAAUUUUCAGUAAACGUUCUCACCGUUGCAAUGAUUUCUCCGGCUUCGACUUUUGUAAUUGGGAGAAUCUGCUCUGAUUUAGCUCUUCCGCCACACUCAACAAUGGCAACCAACAGUUGAUCAUGUUUGUACCAAAGCCAGCUCACACAGCCUUGUGCUAUUUGGUCCCUCCUGUGCAAUGAUAAAUGGCCUCGGGGCGUGGUGGGAGCACCAGAGGACAGCAAUGUAAUGGAGAUCACCAACUAUCAAGUGAACUGUGACCAAUGAAGAGUGAUUCAUAUAAGCAAAGAGUUUAUAGAAUGGACAUGAGUUUAUAAAAAUGUGCAUUGUAUGUAUUCUAUUUCUAUUGGCUGUCCAUAGACUUGUGUUGAUUGUUAACUCUUGGGAUGUUUUGGGGGGAACACGAGACGGGAGGAAGGUUGUCCCCAUACUACUGAAACAGUGUUUUUCUCAGGCCUGAUGAAUCCUUCCGUAUUUGUUUUUGCUUUAUUUGUAUUUUCCCUGAGUUGGAGGAUUGAAAGGGGAAUGUUCUGUGAAGCUGAAGGACAAGAAGAGUUGAGGACUAUGACAAAGAGAAAAAUAACAUUUCCCCUUGAAGAAAAAAAUAAAAAAAAAUCAAUGGCU
Messenger RNA from Micropterus salmoides (largemouth bass), 6983 nucleotides. RefSeq names its product adenylate cyclase type 6-like. The transcript is spliced from 24 exons. NCBI's taxonomy places the organism in Eukaryota, Metazoa, Chordata, Actinopteri, Centrarchiformes, Centrarchidae. Gene Ontology annotation, biological process: cAMP biosynthetic process; adenylate cyclase-inhibiting G protein-coupled receptor signaling pathway; intracellular signal transduction. Gene Ontology annotation, molecular function: adenylate cyclase activity. Gene Ontology annotation, cellular component: plasma membrane. The coding region runs from base 701 to 4330 and encodes 1209 amino acids. The record is from RefSeq and is a predicted model, not a curated record.